Drosophila virilis is the source of this 1554-nucleotide messenger RNA. RefSeq lists its product as uncharacterized. Gene Ontology annotation, cellular component: nucleus. The record is from RefSeq and is a predicted model, not a curated record. Lineage: Eukaryota; Metazoa; Arthropoda; Insecta; Diptera; Drosophilidae.
GCUACUGUCAGCUGCUAAAACAAAUAUUUUUAUAAUUAUAUACUACAAAGAUAUUAAAAUGAAAACUAAACUUUGUAACAUGGGCAAGUUGUACACUUCUCGAUUCGAACCAAACAAGUACCCAAAACACGGCCACAAUCUCAUCACCACACGAAGCGGUCGAGUUGUGCGUUCACCUGCGCAGAUAGAUCGGGAGCAUUGCAGGAAGCAAUGUAUUGUAAAUAAAGACGAGUGGAUGCUUGACAACAUGAGUUGUGGGAGUAGUCAAAAGGACCAGACGACAUCUCGUUUACUCAUCUAUCUAGAUUUAAGUGAACAUGCGGCUGUUGUACACUGUGAACCAGCAUCUGCAGCUAUAGUUGAUGAAGAUGUUGAGCUGAGAAAAUGUCUUGAUAAGUUUCUGGGAUUAACCGAUGCACGUCGUCCACUAUACAAUCCGAAGGAAUCUCUUGAGGCAACGGAACCGUCUGCGCACACUGAUCAAUGGCUUCCUAAAGCAGUGCAGCCACAGCCAGAGCCCGAGCCAAAGACAAGGCGUAAGCAGCUGCCACGAGUAGAGUUGAUGCUAUUUGAAUUGCUGAAGCAGAAACUAUUUGAAGAAAAUGUGCUGCGCAUCAAUGCCAACUACUUUGAGCAGCAAACGCCGCAACAGUUCAAGGAGCCUAUCGAACUGAGCGCCCUGCCUAGCGAGGCGAAACGAGCCCGUAUUUGCGGCUGGCAUAAGAGGCUGGUGCAACAAAUCCAGGAGCAACAGAUGUGCUACUAUAGCUUCCUGAGCUCGCUAAAUCCGGACACGCCUCUUGCCCUUUGUCAUCCCUUUGCGCUCAGCUAUCGCCAGGAGAGCUUUGACAGCUGUAAAGCGCGUUUGACCAAGUCUUUAUUUAGCCUGUUUAACCAUGUGAUUUUCUAUUGUGGUCUGCGGCAGUGCAUCGAGUGGCAGCAAAACAAGAAGAAACCCAGUAGCUGUGUCCUGAGCCUUGCGUCUGACAGGCAGCGUUGCGCACGCUUUCUGCUCUCGGCAAAUAUUCGAGAGUCCAGCAUGCUUAUUGAGACACUGCUACAUCAGAUGUGCCACGCGGCUGCCUAUGUAUACAAUGGCGAAACUGCACAUGGCCACAACACACAGAAGUGGGCCUAUCGCGCCAAGUCCUUGCUGCCGCAGCUGCCUCUGCUAGCUGACUGCGCAGCUAGCUACAAGUACAGCUGCGUCCUGUGCCGCCGCAGCUCCUAUGGCAACAUUCGGUUUCAGGGCAAGUUAAAGCAGCUGUGCUGCUACCACUGCCAAUUCGAGCUGGCCGUGAGUGCCUGUAGCGCUGACAGUACACACGAGCUGCCGCUUAGCGAACAGCAGGAGACGUCCUACAUGAUCUUUAUACGCGCCCACUACUUGAAGUGUGAACAGACCGGGCACAGCUCCAAGAUGCGCGCACUCAAUGCCGAGUACUUCCAACUGUAUAAACUGUAAAGGACAUGGCCUAAACGAUUUUCAUAAUCCCAUAUUUUUUAUUUAUUUAUUUUAUUUUUUUUAAGAGCAUGUGUAUUAAAAAUUGACGU